GCAAGAAACACAACUGGUAAACAAUGCCACGUCCUAGGCAUAACAACUGGUUUGGUUUCAAAGAAAUCAGAGAUGAAAAAAAUAUAAUUAUUGCUGCUCGAUGCAAUACUUGUGGUGUGCGCCUUGCCAAAAAAAGUGCUGAUGGUUUGAGAUCUCACAGAAGAGUAUGCUUACUCCAGCAGGCACAGAUUGAUGCAGAAAAUGUUGAGUACUGUUCGAGCAAACAAGUUGCGCGAGAGCGCGACGAGGCAAGUACUCCUCUACCAAGUACAUCAAGUAAGUUUAAGAGAAAUAAAUCAACUGAAAGAAUCUCAACGAAUUAUUUGCCAAAUUGUCCAUGUCAAUCAAAGGAACCUCAAUUGCUGCCUUCACCAACAAAUAUGUCGAUACUCCACCAACCUGUUCAAAGUAAUACAGCAACGGGAGUUUCCACAGAUGAGAAACAUGUACAUUUAUUAAACUUCAUCCUGGCAAACAACAUGGAUCUAGAUAAAGUUCGAGCUCCGAGUAUUGUUAAUAUUUGUAAGGCAUUCGACGAAAAUUAUAUUUUACCGAAAACAGAUGAUUUUAAAGGUAAUAUAUUGAAAAAAUCUUUUGAGCAGGCGUACCUUUAUAACAAACAGAAAGAGCAUUGCAACGUUGUAGACGUUUUUACUGAUGUUAGUGAUUCUGGACUCCUAUUUUUAUCAGUUUUAAAUGCAUUGAAUGGCGAAUCCUCGUUUUUGUUGUUUUCACAUCAUGAGGAAGUAGAACAGGCUGAAAACAAACUUAUAAAUUUUUUGUAUGCGAGUAUAAGUAGAGCCAAAAAUGUAUUUGAUGUUAAUGUUAUCUACUUCAUUCACGAUGGCACUAUUCUCGUCCCAGAAUACUUUAAGUAUAAAAACUCUUCUUAUUGUACUUCCACACGUUUUAAUUAUGUGAUUGAUCGCUUGAGAAGAGUCGAAGUUAAUACUACUGUUUCAGCAACUCCUGUGUUGCAAGAAUUCUUAACCAUCAUAAAUAACUUACAAGAUACUUUAAAAUCAAAACGUUUAAAGCUUUCCGAUGCAGUUCAAGAACUUUUUCAGCUUAUUAAUAAUCAUCAUGUUUUCAUGGAUUCAACUUUUGGUAAUUGUUUUUUAGAUACUGCUCUUGAAACUAUCACUCCUUUAUAUUUGGCAUGCAAUUUUUUCUCCCCCAAGCAUCAUGGGAAAUAUUUUGAAAAUGAUAGACGUAUGUUUCGUGAAUUAAAUAAAUUUAUCAAUCGUACUGCUCCCACAGAUUCUUUUGAUGCUAUAGGCAUGUACAUUUGUAAGAACGAGCCAUUUUUGCGUUUUUAUGAAGAUGGUGUCGAUACUAAUUACGUUGAAUUUUGGACAAAAGCUAAACAAUUUUGCCCUAGUUUCAGUCAUUGGGCUGUAAAUCUUUCAAAUAUAGAAGCAAUUUCUCAAUCAGUUGACAAAAACGAAUUUAAGUGUUAA
Molecule: messenger RNA, 1460 nt
Organism: Copidosoma floridanum
Lineage: Eukaryota; Metazoa; Arthropoda; Insecta; Hymenoptera; Encyrtidae
Source: RefSeq, a predicted model, not a curated record